AGACGGCCACGAGCAAACAGAGUAGCACCCUCGUCCUCAGCUUCGUUGAUUUGAAUUCAAUUUUGGAGUUGGCAUUUUGACUUUGACACUCGCCGCGUCAAGCCAAACCCAUUUCGAACCACCGUCCCACGUGGCAUUAACCACUUCUUAUCUGCCAUCUGUACCCGCCAACUACCUCUCUCUCUGUAUAAUACUUUUCACAUUUUUUUCAUCUCUUUCUCUCUCUCUUUCUCUUCCCUUUGCAAAUUCGUUUUAAUUCAAUUCCCGUUAUCUCCCUCACGCGCCGUCACAACGAUGCCGUAUUGCAACGUCGGAACGCAGAUUUCCUCCCCAACCACCUCCUCAUCCGCCGUCGCACCCGAGGAUGCUCAACUCAACAAUGACGUCAAAAUAUUUUACAGAACUUACGGUCGCGGUCCCACCAAAGUCCUUCUCAUCAUAGGAUUGGCUUCGUCAUACGAAGGGUGGGGCCCGCAAAUCAAGGGAUUAACUGGAACUGACGUGCCUAACGACGAAGACGACGCCGUUUGGAGUGGAGGUGACAAUGAGGCCGGUGGUGGUAUCGAGGUUUGCGCUUUUGAUAAUCGGGGCGUGGGUCGGAGCACCGUGCCUAUCAGAAAAUCCGAUUAUUCAACAAAGAUCAUGGCAAAGGAUGCUAUUACUUUGUUGGAUCAUUUAGGUUGGAAAAAGGCACAUGUUUUUGGCCACUCAAUGGGGUCUAUGAUAGCUUGUAAAUUAGCAGCAAUGGUUCCUGAUAGAGUUCUUUCAUUGGCGUUGCUCAAUGCAACGGGUGGGGGUUUUCAAUGUCUUCCAAAGCUUGACCGACGGACAUUCUCAGUUGCUUACCGUUUCUUGAAGGCAAAGAGUCCUGAGCAAAGGGCUGAAGUUGACUUGGACACCCACUAUUCACAAGAAUAUCUUGAGGAAUAUGUUGGAACCGUGAAGAGGAGAACGAUAUUGUAUCAGCAAUAUGUUAAAGGAAUAUCAAGUAGCGGAAUGCAAUCUAACCACGGCUUUGACGGUCAACUCAGUGCAUGUUGGAACCAUAAAAUGACACAAACAGAGAUUGAAGCAAUCAAAUCUGCAGGUUUUCUUGUUUCCGUCAUUCAUGGCAGGGAUGAUAUAAUUGCUCAGCUAUAUCAUGCGAGAAGACUUGCCGAGAGAUUUCAUCCAAUGGCUCGGAUGGUAGAUCUUCAUGGCGGUCAUUUAGUGAGCCAUGAGCGGUCUGAAGAGGUUAAUCAAGCACUUUUUGACUUGAUAAAGGCCUCAGAAGUGAAGAUGAUUCCACAUGAUUGGACUAACUUGCCAAAUGCAUUGUCUUGGUGGGAUGAGAAAAGGGUGUUAUUGGUCAAAGACAAUCAGAGUGGAAGCAACGUCUCCAUUAAGUACCACUUAAUAGAAAAACUACAUCUCUGCCUACUAUACUUCCUUAGCAUCCUUAUUAUGUUACUUGAAUUUGGAAGAAAGCUUGUAAGGAGAUUAAAACCAGUUCGAGUUGGAAAUUCCAUCGCAUACAUUGGAAGUCAAUAAACCCCUUCUUUUUUAAUAGGUGGGUAAUAUAUAGAUGAGACUCGUGUGCAAGGCAAUUUUGACUCUGCUUUCUCAGGCGGAUAUGAAGAAUGACAUGAACAUAACUCUUAUUGACAUGAUGAAUGUAUAUUCAAUAACACCAAAGGGAGAGAGAAGAGGAUGGGCAAUCCAUUUUUCUUUGAUUCGAUUGUGUUAUAAUAUAAUGUUGUAUGUUUAUUCUAACUAUUAAACUAUACAAAUUCUGCUCCAUGCUACUGGAUGAA
Molecule: messenger RNA, 1793 nt
Organism: Lathyrus oleraceus (garden pea)
Lineage: Eukaryota; Viridiplantae; Streptophyta; Magnoliopsida; Fabales; Fabaceae
Exons: 11
Coding region: 295-1530 (411 amino acids)
Molecular function (GO): catalytic activity
Source: RefSeq, a predicted model, not a curated record